Molecule: messenger RNA, 1079 nt
Organism: Tribolium madens (black flour beetle)
Lineage: Eukaryota; Metazoa; Arthropoda; Insecta; Coleoptera; Tenebrionidae
Exons: 4
Coding region: 60-1079 (339 amino acids)
Biological process (GO): DNA integration; DNA recombination
Molecular function (GO): DNA binding
Source: RefSeq, a predicted model, not a curated record
CUCCCUAGCAACCAUUUUGGUAUAAACAAUUAUUUUAAUGUGAAUCAUUUUCGUGAAAAAUGUCGAAGUCAGAAAUAUGCGACGAUAACGAUAUUUUUGUUCCGGAAGAUGUAAUGAACGAAGCACUAGAAGCAGUAGGCAAAGUAGUACCAGUAAAAUCCAAAAUAUUAUAUGAAAAAGAGUAUAAUUGUUUUUGUAAUUGGAGAAAUAAAAAGAACGCCCGAGGAGUCGACGAGAAGAUAAUUUUGGCGUAUAUUUCGGAGCGAUCAAAAACUGUAAAAUCGUCUUCAUUGUGGUCAUACCAUUCACAGCUGAAGAAAAUGUUAUUGGUUAAGGAAAAUGUUGAUAUAAACAGAUUCCAUCAAGUAAAAGCAUUUUUGAAGCAGCAUUCUGUAGCACACAGGGCAAAGAAGUCGAAGGUUUUUACACGGGAAGAACUUGAAAAGUUUCUGGAUACUGCUCCUGACGAUAAAUUUUUGUUGUUAAAAGUUGUCCUUAUCAUGGGUGUUGCUGGGGGGUACAGAAUUGGAGAGCUGGUGAGCAUGUCUGUUGAUGAUAUUGACGACAGGGGAAACGUACUAGUCGUCCAGAUUCCAGACACAAAAACAUACAAGCCACGGGUUUUUACUGUUGUUGAUGGUGCUAACCUCGUCCAUUCAAUUGACGUGUUUCGCAAGUACAAGGAUUUAAGGCCAGAAAAAGUUACUCAUAAGCGUUUGUUUUUGAAUUACCAAAAUCAAAAAUGUACCGUGCAGCCUGUGGGUUUGAACACUUUCGCAAAGAUGCCACAAAAAAUUGCUGGAUUUCUGGGUCUUUCCAAUGCGGAACCAUAUACAGGACACAGUUUUCGACGUUCGUCAGCCACACUUCUUGCUGACGCUGGCGCUGACUUGACUGUAUUAAAGAGACACGGCGGGUGGCGCUCAAAUUCAGUUUCGGAGGGAUAUAUCGAGGAUUCCAAUAACAAUAAGAACAAAAAGAACAGGAGAACACAAAAAGACAAAGCACAAGGCGAAAUGGCGAAAAUGACGACCGGCAAUAUCGGCUUCUGUUGUAACCGACAAAAAGAGGAGCGGUAG